AUGCUCUUCCUCUCCACUCUCCUCAUCUCUUCGUACACCGCCCCGCCUCCCAAGACCUCGGACCACCCCGGCUUUGCCCGCUGGAUGGCAACCUCCCUCACCUGGGGAGUUCUCUCAACGACGUCGACUCGGUCGGAAGGGUCAACCAAAGGCGACGCCUUCGGCAACCCAUACUCCUUUGCGGAUGUCGACGGCGUCCCCUACUUUUACGCGAGCGGCAUGGACGCCUCGAUGGUCGACCUCUUCGGCUCCGACGCGUCGAAUUCCCGCGGCACCCUCUCCCUGACCGAGGCAUCCUCGCUCGAGGAGGUCGCGGCGUGCAAGAUUGGCCACCUGCUUGGUGACCCGGAGAACCCGCCCUGCGCCCGGCUCGUGCUGAGCGGCAGCCUCGCAAAGGUUGCUGCGGGCAGCGACGAGGAGACGGCCGCCAAGAAGGCGCUCUUCGCCAAGCACCCGUCCUUCAAGAUGUACCCGCCGGGCCACGCCUUCUACGUCGUGAAGAUGGAGGUGGACGGCGUUUGGCUGAUCGACGCCUACGGCGGCGCGGCGACGCCCUCCGCAAAGGAGUACCUCGACUACAAGCCCUCGCUGGUGUGA
This is a messenger RNA of Emiliania huxleyi CCMP1516, 597 nucleotides long. RefSeq lists its product as hypothetical. The record is from RefSeq and is a predicted model, not a curated record. Bases 1 to 597 code for a protein of 198 amino acids. NCBI's taxonomy places the organism in Eukaryota, Haptophyta, Isochrysidales, Noelaerhabdaceae. The transcript is spliced from 2 exons.